UUGCAGUGGCUGAUCCCAGCCACUAGCCCGGAGCACGCUCAGCCUCCUCCCCUAAAGGGGACCGCCCGGCUGCGCGGUGCCAGAGCCCAGCACAAGGAGAAAAGUUUGGAGCGCUGGGGCAGUUGGGCCGCCGGAGGAAGGGAACCAGAGGACAGGGACCUCCACUCAAAGUUUGAGCGGCUGUCGCCGCGUUCCGGGGGCGUCCUCCCCGCAGCGCCCUGCAGCAGCCGGACUUCAGUCCACCCGGAGGAAUGGGGCUCUCGGUCCGGGUCUGAGGCAGACGCUAGGCGCUCGGCUAGAGGACAGGGAGGAACUUGUUUUGCGAGCUGUCGCCGUGGGCCCUCCUUGUGUGCAGGAACUCUCCGGAAUCCAGCGGGGAAGGACUGGAUCGCUCUUCCACUGGGAUUCGUCAAGAGUUCCGGCAGCAGCUGCGGAGGUUGCAGAGUCUCCCUUUGUCCUCCUAGGACCUCCCUCCCACCCUUUUUUCCUCCCUCUGUCAGUUAGUGGGUUACGCUGACCCAGGCCCCGGCGCCCUAGCUGCUCGCAGUCCCCACCCCAGGGUCCCUGGUAACUCCUAGCACCGUAGUGUCCCACCGAGUCGAGCCGAGGGGACCGUGAGCAGAACCGAGUCGCAGGCCCCUGGCCACAGGAUGGUGGAGCGGCUGUCCCUGACCCGCAGUCUGGGGAGCUGGCUAGUCCCCGGGCUGUGGCUGCUGGCGCUUAGUGGCCCGGGGGUGCUGCUGAACGCGCAGGAGCAGCCCUCCUGCCGAGGAGCCUUUGAUCUCUACUUCGUCCUGGACAAGUCUGGGAGUGUGGCAAAUAACUGGAUUGAAAUUUACGAUUUUGUCCAGCAACUCACGGACAGAUUUGUGAGCCCUCAAAUGAGAUUAUCUUUCAUUGUGUUUUCUUCUCAAGCAACCAUUAUUUUGCCAUUAACUGGAGACAGAGGCAAAAUCAGUAAAGGCUUGGAGGAUUUAAAACGUGUUGUUCCAACAGGAGAGACAUACAUCCAUGAAGGACUAAAGCUAGCAAACGAACAAAUUGAGAAAGCGGGAGGCUUAAAAACCUCCAGUAUCAUAAUUGCUCUGACAGAUGGUAAGCUGGAUGGUCUGGUGCCAUCAUAUGCAGAGAAAGAGGCAAAGACAUCCAGGUCAUUUGGGGCUAGAGUUUAUUGUGUUGGUGUCCUUGACUUUGAACAAGCUCAGCUUGAAAGAAUUGCUGAUUCCAAGGAACAAGUUUUUCCUGUCAAAGGUGGAUUUCAAGCUCUUAAAGGAAUAAUUAAUUCUAUACUAGCUCAGUCAUGCACUGAAAUCCUGGAACUGCAGCCCUCAAGUGUAUGUGUUGGGGAUGAAUUUCAAAUCGUUUUGAAGGGAAGAGGAUUCAACUUGGGCAGUCGCAGUGGCAGUGUUCUCUGCACCUACACAGUGAACGAAACCUACACAAAGAGUGUGCAGCCAGUAAGUGUGGAGCUGAAUUCUAUGCUCUGUCCCGCGCCUUCCCUGAGUAAAGUUGGCGAAACUCUUGAUGUAUCAGUGAGCUUUAAUGGAGGAAAAUCUGUCAUCUCAAGCUCAUUAAUAGUCACAGCCACAGAAUGUUCUAGUGGAAUUGCAGCCAUCAUUGUUAUUUUGGUGUUACUGCUGCUCUUGGGUAUCGGUCUGAUGUGGUGGUUUUGGCCCCUUUGCUGCAAAGUGGUUAUCAAGGAUCCUCCUCCACCACCACCCUCUGCACCAAAAGAGGAGGAAGAAGAGCCCCUGCCAAACAAGAAAUGGCCAACUGUGGACGCCUCCUAUUAUGGCGGUCGAGGAGUUGGAGGAAUUAAGAGAAUGGAGGUUCGUUGGGGAGAUAAAGGAUCCACUGAGGAAGGUGCGAGGCUAGAGAAAGCCAAAAACGCUGUGGUGAAGAUCCCUGAAGAGGCCGAGGAACCUGCCAGGCCCAGGCCACCUCGACCCAAACCCACAUACCAGCCUUCUCAGACAAAGUGGUACACACCCAUUAAGGGUCGGCUCGAUGCGCUCUGGGCUUUGCUGCGGCGACAGUACGACCGGGUUUCCUUGAUGCGACCUCAGGAAGGAGACGAGGGCCGGUGCAUAAACUUCUCCCGAGUUCAGUCUCAGUAAAAGGAAAGGAAGAAGACCAAGAAGGUAUGAAGAUGGUCCAUCUUCACACUGCUGAUUUCCAACAAAAUGAGAAACAAAUAAGUGCAUUUGAGAUGUUUUUGGAAGAGCAGCUUUAUUCCUGUCAGUCAGGAAAUGUUUUCUCUGCCUUCUGCUUUGCCUUACACCAGAUAUUUUCAAAGAGUUCUGCUGUCUACACGGGAGUCGAUGAAACACAGAGGUGACUCAUGAUUCAUGACAUUGAAAAUGAAGAGGAACAUUGAUCUGCAUGCUAUGGCUUAUGGAAGAAAGUUUGCACAAAUGUGUAGAAGGGGGAAAAUAAAAAACAGCUGCAUGAAGUUGGUAUCAAAAUGGGAACCAUGCAACCACUGGCCAUGAUGGAUCUUUAAUGAAGGGAAGAGUGUUUAACAUGGAAACAUGGCACUUGUGUUUUUACAAGGUGAGAUUGUGUAUCCACAGGCACAGUUUGAAAUUUUCCACCAGGAUAAGCAAAUGAAGGAGUCUAUUGCCUUAUAGCUCUGUCAGAUUACAAAACCCUUCCAAGUCCCCCCACACCGUGCCUUACGGGAAGCUGCUGCCUGGAAAAUCUUGUCACUCUUCACACUGAAAAGUGCACACGCAUGACAAAAUGUAGACAGGAUGCUUCAAAGUAUUGGCAGCAAGCAAGAUUUUUGCCCUUUAGUUUUUGAAGACACUUUUCUUUCAUCAUGCACUUGGGAAAAGAAAAUUAAUAGAGCGUUAUUCCACAGGAAGACAGCCUCUAACCAGAGAUCUUGAGUGGAGUGUGAGGGAUUCAUGAAUUGAGAACUUGUCCCUGUGAUUGGUAGAUUUACAGUUUUUCUAUGUUUAGGGUUUAGUAGUAUGUGUAGCAUUAACAACUGUAUACAUACCUACCAGUUUUGUUUGCUUUUAAUUUAAAGGAAGCAAUAACCACAAAGCUUCCGCUCAGGGUUUUUGUUUCUCCGAGUCUCCAAGGACUCUUCAGCAUCACAAGCUAGCAACUCUCUUUGCAUGAGAAUCUCAAAAUUUAAUUAAUAUAAUUAAAGGCAACAGCAAGCAGCAGCCUGUGAAGAUUUUGCUCAUCUUUUUUAUGCCUUCUGACAUUGAAUGACCUAUUGCUGUAUGUGCAUUACUCGGAUUUUGAGGAGGCACGUUACCUUGGAUAUGAUUCAGUACAGAAGAAAAGACCUCCGUUCAUCAAUUUAAAAAUUAAAUUUUCAGGAGGAUCGGCCACCGCAAAACAUCGCCAAUGUACGUGUUCUAAUGUUUUAGAAAAACCACCGUCGUGUCAUGUCGACGGUGCCAAAUGAUGUUAGCAUGAGCGGAAACACUGUGGGGAGGAAGAAGGCAGCAGCUGAAGAGAAAAGCUCAAACGAUCUAGUCACUUUCGAUACUGUAUUUCAGAUGGGAAAUGGAUAUUCGACUCGAAACCUGACAAAGUGCGCCUGCUUUGAUGUGAACUGGUAUAGACAAUGACCAGUGGCUGGGUCAGUGGGAUGUCUCUCUGCGAGCACAAAGGCUUAUCAAAUGACACUAAAAAUAAGUUCAACAACCAUCACAUUGGAAGGGAGAAGUCGAACAUUUCAUGUUUGGCGGGCAUAUGAGUGCACAAGAUGGAAAAGAGCGAUGUGGAGCAUCCCAGUAUAAUUAUCCCUGUUGUGCUCUUAAUGGAAAUUUCAAAGGACGGGAGUGAUUCUGCUGGUUGGUGUCCAGAAUUGUGGCACUGCUCCAAGAAGCCUUACUCACACACACAAAUAUAUAUAUAUAUACACACACACACACAUGUAUAUUUACUAGCUUGAAUCUUUUGCUCAAGUUUAUUUAUGUCACUGGCUGGCUGGAUCCAAAGUCAUGAGUCUACAUAUUCAUAAAUAAAAUUUUUACCUGUG
Artibeus jamaicensis (Jamaican fruit-eating bat) is the source of this 4003-nucleotide messenger RNA. RefSeq names its product ANTXR cell adhesion molecule 2 (gene ANTXR2). NCBI's taxonomy places the organism in Eukaryota, Metazoa, Chordata, Mammalia, Chiroptera, Phyllostomidae. The coding region runs from base 651 to 2117 and encodes 488 amino acids. Gene Ontology annotation, molecular function: signaling receptor activity. The record is from RefSeq and is a predicted model, not a curated record. The transcript has 17 exons. Gene Ontology annotation, cellular component: membrane.